This is a messenger RNA of Lactuca sativa (garden lettuce), 474 nucleotides long. Its product is annotated as glycerophosphodiester phosphodiesterase GDPD2. Gene Ontology annotation, molecular function: phosphoric diester hydrolase activity. The record is from RefSeq and is a predicted model, not a curated record. Lineage: Eukaryota; Viridiplantae; Streptophyta; Magnoliopsida; Asterales; Asteraceae. Gene Ontology annotation, biological process: glycerophospholipid catabolic process.
AUGAUUCGAAGACAAGAUCAUAUGGUGUUGAAGCGAAUCAUCAGAGAAUGCUUCCCAGUUGUUUCCGAUGGUUUAAUCCGUGUACAGUAUCUCAUCAAAUUUCUUCAAGUCAUCAUGAAGCUGGUAUACAAAUACGCACAAGAAAGACCUGUAAUGUUCUCAAGCUUCCAACCCGAUGUUGCCUUGAUCAUGAAGAAACUUCAAACUAAAUACCCAGUUUACUUCUUGACAAACAGAGGAACCGAGAUAUUCGAUGAUGUUCGAAUGAAUUCGUUGGAAGAAGCCAAGAAGCUUGCAAUCAAUGGUGGAUUGGAUGGAAUCGUUUUCGAAGUAAAGGAUAUUUUCAGAUACCCUUCGGUUGUAAGAGAAAUCAAAGAAUCAAAUCUUUCUCUCUUGACUUAUGGAAAAUUGAAUAAUGUUCCUGAAGCUGUUCAUGUUCAAUAUCUAAUGGGCGUUGAGGGUCUUCCCUCAUAA